UGUUUAAUAUAGCUGGGGCUGUGCAAUCUGCCUUAAGUUGUUAGCUUUGUUUUCCUCUUGAGAAAUAAAAAGGGGCCCUCCCUUUUCAGAGCCCUAUGGCGCAAUAUCUGUACUUUUUCAUAUGGCGACCUGUCCAUUGCAGGAACGUCUGUGAGCCUCUGUUGCAGCCACAACAUGGACAGCUCAGUCAAAUGCCCCGCAAGUCUUCCUCUGACUGACUCCAGCUAUUAGCCAAGGUUGUGCACCCAGGCAGGACCUGUGCACUCUGAGCUGCUUUCUCCUUCAAGACGUCCUCAACUUCCCAGGUUGAACUGCAGCGGAAGUCUUUAGAAAGGUCAGCAGGCAGGCUCUCGAGGUCCUCACCUGAAGUGAGCUUGCCAGCCACUGCAGGAACGCCCCGGGACGGGGAAUGCCCAUUUGUGCAACAAACCCUGACUCCUUCCUCACCCUGACUUCUCCCCCUCCCCAUCCGCGCGCAGGCCAAGUUGCUGAAUCAGUGGAGCCCUCCCCAACCCGGGCGUUCCCCAGCGAGGCUUCCUUCCCAUCCUCCUGACCACGGGGGCUUUUCGUGAGCUCGUCUCUGAUCUCGCGCAAGAGUGACACACAGGUGUUCAAAGACGCUUCUGGGGAGUGAGGGAAGCGGUUUACGAGUGACUUGGCUGGAGCGCCAGGGGCGGGCACUGGCACGGAACACACCCUGAGGCCAGCCCUGGCUGCCCAGGCGGAGCUGCCGCUUCUCCCGCGGUUGGUGGACCCGCUCAGCGCGGAAUUGGGGAGGCUCUUUCACUUCGGAGGAUUGCUCAACAACCAUGCUGGGCACCUGGACCCUCCUACCUCUGGUUCUUACCUCUGUUGUUAGAUUAUUGUCCAAAUGUGUUAAUGCCCAAGUGACUGAUAUCAACUCCAAGGGAUUUGAAUUGAGGAAGAUCGUUACUACAAUUGAGACUCAGAACUUGGAAGGCCUGCAUCAUGACGGCCAAUUCUGCCGUAACCCCUGUCCUCCAGGCGAAAGGAAAGCUAGGGACUGCACAGUCAAUGAGGAUGAACCAGACUGCGUGCCCUGCCAAGAAGGGAAGGAGUACACAGACAAAGGCCAUUUUUCUUCCAAAUGCAGAAGAUGUAGAUUGUGUGAUGAAGGACAUGGCUUAGAAGUGGAAAUAAACUGCACCCGGACCCAGAAUACCAAGUGCAGAUGUAAACCAAACUUUUUUUGUAACUCUGCUGUAUGUGAACACUGUGACCCUUGCACCAAGUGUAAACAUGGAAUCAUCGAGGAAUGCACACUCACCAGCAACACCAAGUGCAAAGAGGAAGUGGUGAUAAAGAAAGCAUGCAGAAAGCACAGAAAGGAAAACCAAGGUCCUCAUGAAUCUACAACCUUAAAUCCUGAAACAGCAAUAAAUUUAUCUGAUGUUGACUUGAGUAAAUAUAUCACCACUAUCGCUGGAGGCAUGACACUAAGUCAAGUUAGAGACUUUGUUCGAAAGAAUGGUGUCAGUGAAGCCAAAAUAGAUGAGAUCAAGAAUGACAAUGUCCAAGACACAGCAGAACAAAAAGUUCAACUGCUUCGUAAUUGGUAUCAACUUCAUGGAAAGAAAGAUGCAUGUGACACAUUGAUUAAAGGUCUAAAAACAGCCGAUCUUUGUACUCUUGCAGAGAAAAUUCACGCUGUCAUCCUCAAGGACAUUACUAGUGACACAGAAAAUUCGAACUUCGGAAAUGAAGUCCAAAACUUGGUCUAGAGCAAAAAACAACAAAUUCAGUUCUGAGUAUAUGCAAUUAGUGUUUGAAAAGAUUCUUAAUAGCUGGCUGUAAAUACUGCUUGGUUUCUUACUGGGUACAUUUUAUCAUUUAUUAGCUCUGAAGAGCCAACAUAUUUAUAGAUUUUUAAUAUCUCAUGAUUAUGCCUCCAAGGAUAUUUAAAAUCUAGUUGGGAAGACAAAUGUCAUCAAGAGUAAAUGCAGUGGCAUGCUAACUACCUAAAUAGGAGUAUAUGCAGAGGACGAAAGAUUAAGAUUAUCUUCUGGUAUCUAACAUAUGAUUCUGCAGUAUGAAUGUAAUCAGUGUAUAUUAGUACAAAUGUCUAUCCACAGGCUAACCCCAUUCCAUGAAUCAACAGAAGCAGCUAUGACCUUCUGUUGGAAUGUCAGUUACUGAACAGGCCACUUUGCCUCUAAAUUACCUCUGAUCAUUCUAGAGAUUUUACCAUAUUUCUAAACUUUGUUUACAACUCUGAGAGGAUCAUAUUUAUGUAAAGUAUAUGUAUUCAAAUGAAGAAUUUAAAUAAGGCUCUACCUCAAAGAAUUUUGCACAGAUUAAUUGUAUCAUAGAAUACAAUAUUUCAAUUGUGAAUUCACAUAGAAAACAUUAAAUUAUAAUGUUUUACUAUUAUGUAUGUGUAUGUCUUUUACCGGCUCAAAACCACCUACUUCUUUCUCAGGUGUCAAAAGCAUUUUGAGCAGGAGAGUAUUGCUAGAGCUUUGCCACCUCUCCAUUUUCUCCUUGGUGCUCAUCUUAAUGGCCCAAUGUACCUCCAAACAUGGAAGUAUCAUCAAAAAAUUACUUAAUCCACCAAAAGGCAAGACUACCCUUAGAAAUUCUAGCCUGGUUUGGAGAUACUAACUGCUCUCAGAGAAAGUAGCUUUGUGACAUGUCAUGAACCCAUGUCUGCAAUCAAAGAUGAUAAAGCAGAUUCUUAUUUUUCCCCCACUCCCCAAAAUGUUCAAUAAUGUCCUAUGUAAAACUUGCUACAAAUGGCAGCUUAUACAUAGCAAUGGUAAAAUCAUUAUCUGGAUUUAGGAAUUGCUCUUGUCAUGCCCUGUAGGUUCUUAGAUUUAAAAGCCUUCUCAUUGCUGCUGCUAUCCUACAUUUAAAUACCUUUGAAAGUUUGUAUUAAAUGUGAAUUUUAAGAAAUAAUAUUUAUAUUUCUAUAAAUGUAAACUGUGAAGAGAGUUAAAAACUGAAGCAGAUGCCUAGAACCACCUAAAGAACUUCCAUUUAUAGAGGAUUUUUUGCCCCUUGUGUUUGGAAUUAUAAAAUAUAGGUAAAAUU
Mandrillus leucophaeus (drill) is the source of this 3051-nucleotide messenger RNA. It is a transcript of the gene FAS, whose product is annotated as Fas cell surface death receptor. The transcript has 8 exons. Gene Ontology annotation, cellular component: external side of plasma membrane; CD95 death-inducing signaling complex; membrane raft. Gene Ontology annotation, biological process: immune response; negative regulation of apoptotic process; activation-induced cell death of T cells. Lineage: Eukaryota; Metazoa; Chordata; Mammalia; Primates; Cercopithecidae. Gene Ontology annotation, molecular function: tumor necrosis factor receptor activity; protein binding. The coding region runs from base 810 to 1742 and encodes 310 amino acids. The record is from RefSeq and is a predicted model, not a curated record.